Molecule: messenger RNA, 2079 nt
Organism: Symbiodinium natans
Lineage: Eukaryota; Dinophyceae; Suessiales; Symbiodiniaceae
Source: the annotation of a GenBank genome assembly
AUGGCGAGCAGUAGCAAGAUCAACAAGUUCGAGGUAGAGUCCGCGAGCGAGACGACCUGGCAGUACGCGGAUGCUUGCCUAAUCGUCGUGGGAUGCGGUGAAGAAGCCGACGAGGUUUUAGCGCGUCGUCGGCUUGAGGCAGGCGGACGGCUUUGUCACAUCACGACUGCAGGUCCUGAAGAUGCACGGGUAAGGGUCUCCGACACUGAUGGGGGUGAAGGCUUCUUUUUUUGGCUAACUCCGCCUGCAUCUGUUGGGAUUUCUUCUCUUGGGCGCAAGCUUUGCGCAAAAGUGCGGAGAUACUGGACGAAGGAUGGCCCUGAUGCCUUCGAGCUUCCAGCUGACCACAGUCUGCUUGUGAUGCGUUGCAAUCACGGCGACCACGUGUACGUAACGGAUGGGCAGGGCUUCGCCGUUUGUGCCAUGUCAGGCCAGGUGGUGGUAGAUCCCGACAUUGCCACGGCCAAGACGUUGGAUGUUGGCGUCCGUGACCAGGACAGCAGGUCCUUCGGCACUUUCUCCUGGAGGUUUGUCAUCCCUGCCCAGCUCCUGCUUCUUGUGUGGCAGGUCGGCAAGAUGCUGCUGUCGAUUCAUCACGAAAUGCUCGCUUCCGAGGGUGCAAUGCCUUGGUGGCGGAACUUGCUGAUGGCCUUGACGUGGGCUCUCGUUUGUCAGGCAAUCUGCACCGAAAUGCUAACAUACGCAAUAGCCGGGGAGAAGCCAAGUGGAACCAUUCUGCAAGUUUCGAGCAUGGCUGCCGCCAUGGCCAUCUUGGCUGCCACCCCUCUGGAGUUCUCCGACUUCAUUCUCUGUGUGGUUGGUUUGGGUGGAGCCUUAGUCGGGCCUAUCAUAUCUUAUGUCACAAGCCGCCACAAGUUUCCUCAGCGACGCUUUCUAUCUUCCUUGCUGUGGACAAUCGGCCAGUUGGCAGGAACAGCAGGGUGCUACGUGCUUAUGGGAGCUGUUGGCUUGGUGUAUGCGCUCCUUAUUGAGGGCGGGUUUGCAGCGGUGGCUUCCAUCUACCUCCCCUUCGCAACUGCCUUCGCCGAGCUUGGCAUGAUCAUUUACACCAGGAAGGCCUAUGACAAGCUGGUGUUCUCCGCCCGGCAGUCGCAUGGGCAUGUGGUGGCAGGGGACCAGCUCGGGAUAGCCGCCGCAGCCCUGGUCUUCUCUGCACAUGGCUUUGCCGAAGCCACCAGGUUGGUGGCCACCUUUGCAGGCGCCGUGUCCAGCGGUGGCUACUCGUGGAUUCCAACUUCUUGCUUGAGCUUGGCACUCAACCUCAGUGCGAGGCUGGGCUGGAGUCGCUUCCUGAUCAUCCAGACCAUCAAGAAGCUGUUUGGCGGCCCAGCCGCCAUGGCGAUAGCUGCACCAAGCGGCUGGAGCAAGCUCCACGAUGAGAUGAAGAUUUAUGCGGGCUACUUCCGGUUCCUGACAGUGCUUGCUCUAGUCAUUGCGCGCGGUAUAGCCCAUGGGAUGCAGGCCUCGACCUUCAAUCUCUCCGCGGCGUGUGUGCUGGUGACUGCAAUGGUUUUGGAAGUCGUCGAGGAUCAGAUCGUCGUCAAUGAGCUGCUCCCUGUAAAUCCGGUUGGCCCAGGUCUCCUCAAAGCCGAAGCCAAAGGGAGCAAUGCCAACCCGGCCCAGCUGUUGGCAUUGGAGCAUCGGAUCCACUUUCCGAGCACGGAUCCUUGGCGUGUGCAGGAGGUACAGCCGCCUGCUACAGGCAGCCACGGUCCUCGCAAGAGCAUGACGAAGGACCUCACAGCCGACUUCGCGGAGCUGGAGCCUGAAGACCAAGAGUGGCGGGUCUGCUUGGGUCCGCUGGAGGACUCGCGCUGGGCCCGCCUGCGGCGGAAGAUGGGCCAGCCGCGGUCCCUCAUCACGUCCUUCGCGCUCCAUGGCCUGAGGGAGAUGCCCUUCCACUGCCAACUGGCUUUCAUCGGCGUGGUGUGCGAGUACACAGCGGCGCUGCUCGCCAUGCUCUUGGGCCCAGGGUACAUGCGCGGCCUGAGCGCUGCACCAAUGACUGAAGGGCGGAUCGUUGCCCUCUUCUUUUGGCCGGUCCCCUUAAAGGGAUGA